AAACAACAACUGUCAAAAAAGAAAGAGGACGAGGAGGACACAGACGGAUUUUACAAAUUAAUUUAAUUUACUUGUUUUGCCUAGGAAGUCCAUAAUAUUCUAUCAAAAUGUCUCUGUAUCCAUCUUUGGAGGAUAUGAAAGUCGAUACGAUGGCGCGAGCACAGAUGAGUCAUCAGCAGGGGCCGCCCUCGUACCAUGCUGCCCCCAUGCCUCCGGUGCCCAGCGCUCCUGCCCAUGUCUAUCCCGCACUUGGGAACUACAUGGGGCUGGAAUUAUCAGCGGAUGUUAUUGCGCGUAAUAUGCCCGAGUAUCAGGUUCAAACAGUCUCUUCUGGAGGUGCAGGUCGCAACUUGAUUGCCCCCAUAUCGUCCCAGUCACCAUCACUGGUGAAAGCUACUGUUACCGGUGCUAUCAGGCAGGUUGUCCUUUGCAAGGAUAGAGAUGGCAAGUGUGGAUUGAGGCUACACUCGGUCAACAAUGGAGUGUUCGUAUGCUAUGUUGGAACAGGCAGUCCGGCCGCCCUUGCUGGGUUGAGAUUUGGGGAUCAGAUAUUGGAGAUCAAUAAUGUGGCUCUUGCAGGAAUGAGCAUGGACCAAUGCCAUGGAUUAUUAAAGAAAGCCCCAGCCAAUGGCAUUUAUAUGGCUGUCCGUGACAGACCGUUUGAGAGGACAAUAACCCUUCACAAAGACUCGCUUGGUCAUGUUGGAUUCCAUUUCAAGAAUGGCAAAAUUGUUGGACUUGUUAAAGAUUCGUCAGCAGCUCGCAAUGGCUUGUUAACAGACCACCAGCUCUUAGAAAUCAAUACAAUUAACGUUGUUGGAAUGAAAGAUAAGGAGGUUUCUAAAGUUAUUGAUGAGAGUCCGUCAGUCGUAAACAUAACCAUAAUACCCUGCUAUAUUUAUGAGCACAUGAUAAGCAAGAUGUCAUCAACAUUGUUCAAAGAGUUGGAUCGUACACCUGCAGUUUAAAAGGACAGAUGCUUUUAUUCUAAAUUAAGCCACCCUUUUCACGAAUUUAUAUUACAUAAUUAUUAUUUUCUAUUGGCACAUACUGUAAUCUGUUUCACUUUUGUAACUAAAAUAGUGAUAGCACAUAAAAUAAGAUAAAUGAUGAGCAGAUAAUUAUUUCCAUUUGAUCCUAAUGAGUGGUGAAAUGCACCAUACACUUUGGUUGUUUAUAAAGAUAGGAGAUAGCAUUAAUGACUGCUCGACUAAUCUGGUUAGAGUGGUUGCCUACUAUCUACGUACAUGCUAUCUUGAUUCAGAAAUACCAAGUUUGUUUGAACCUAUUGAUUGCCUCAGGGGAAACGAUUUUUUAGCAUUGUUUUAAGUAUAAUGUUGCGUCAUGCUAGUUAGUAACGGCUGUGAGGAUCUGUUGCCAAUGAAGGAGAUUAUUAUCAUACCAAAUUUUGUUGCCAUAUUUUAUUUGAAAUUUCUCAGAUGCAAUGACCUAAUACUUGACCAGUAGGCCUAGAAUGCGCGCCGCGAUAAGCGGUUAUCACGCCAUUUUAUCGAUUUUGUCCAUACAUUUUGACGUCGAUAAGAGUAUAUCACGGCGCGCAUCCUAGCCCAGCAGGUCAGAAUGAUGGAAAGAAAGGUCGAUUUUUUAAUCACUCGUUCUACAUUUUUUGGGACAAAGCAUUCUACUUGAUGGAAUGGUGCAUGUCUAAAUGUAUCUCCCUUAUUCAUAUAAAAAAUAUUAAUUCAUAUCACUAUUCAUAUUUUCAUUUCAGUGUGAUGAAAGCCAUUAACUAGAAUUUUGCUUCAUAAGACAAUUACUUUUUUUUAUGAAUAGGGGAGUAU
Molecule: messenger RNA, 1802 nt
Organism: Ostrinia furnacalis (Asian corn borer)
Lineage: Eukaryota; Metazoa; Arthropoda; Insecta; Lepidoptera; Crambidae
Product: syntenin-1
Exons: 5
Coding region: 108-968 (286 amino acids)
Cellular component (GO): cytoplasm; plasma membrane
Molecular function (GO): protein binding
Source: RefSeq, a predicted model, not a curated record